AUGAAAUUGUACGGAUUUCUUGUUUCUACAUUGAUUGUGAUCUGCGCCUUCAGUGCAUGUGCUGUGAAAGGAUGGCCUGUUACCAAUCCAGAGGUAGUGGACAGUCUUAUAUUCGCCGAUCCGGAAGAGGCAGCACAAUCGAUGAGAGAAAUCCCCCAAUGGCAUUGUUUGCGAUAUUUCAAACAUGACAUUCAUCUCAUGCGCCGUUGUAGGAACUACCGGCUACACAUGCUGCGUCGGCCAACAGAGAUAAUGUAA
Messenger RNA from Anopheles marshallii, 258 nucleotides. RefSeq lists its product as uncharacterized. Lineage: Eukaryota; Metazoa; Arthropoda; Insecta; Diptera; Culicidae. The transcript has 2 exons. The record is from RefSeq and is a predicted model, not a curated record. Bases 1 to 258 code for a protein of 85 amino acids.